AUGAGCACAUGGCAGGUCCCACCCACACUGAGAGCAUAUAAAAGGCCCUCUCUGCAGGCAGAACUCUACAGACUCAACUCACCUACACUCCCUCUCUACCCAAGAACAACCUCAACAACCAGCACCAUGUGUGGCUACUACGGAAACUACUAUGGAGGCAGAGGCUAUGGCUGCUGUGGCUGUGGAGGCCUGGGCUAUGGCUAUGGAGGCCUGGGCUAUGGCUAUGGAGGUCUGGGCUGUGGCUAUGGCUCCUGCUAUGGCUGUGGCUACCGUGGACUGGGCUGCGGCUACGGCUGUGGCUAUGGCUAUGGUUCACGCUCUCUCUGUGGCUGUGGCUAUGGAUAUGGCUCUGGCUAUGGAUCUGGAUUCGGCUACUACUACUGAAGACACCAUGGAAGACUCUCACCCUUUCCAACUCCAGUUCUGAUCCCCAUGUUUUCUGAACCUUCUUCUUAGAGAGUCUUAUUCAUAGUUUAAUGAUCUGACCUUGUUGAAGAUGUGCCCUUUAGUGUCCUUAUUGACAUUAUAUGAAUAUAAGAUAUAAGACCUGAGGCUUUUGCUUCUCUGUACUUGACUCCUGAGAACAAAGAGUGUUUAGAACUCACCCUAUGAACUUCCAUAUGUCUCUUAUCAGAAUACUGUCACAAGUUUUACAUUUUGAUUUUCCUCUCUUUUCCUAAUAAACUAAUUCAAUCUCA
Peromyscus leucopus (white-footed mouse) is the source of this 698-nucleotide messenger RNA. RefSeq names its product keratin-associated protein 6-1-like. The record is from RefSeq and is a predicted model, not a curated record. The transcript has a single exon. The coding region runs from base 1 to 384 and encodes 127 amino acids. Lineage: Eukaryota; Metazoa; Chordata; Mammalia; Rodentia; Cricetidae. Gene Ontology annotation, biological process: keratinization.